Molecule: messenger RNA, 846 nt
Organism: Closterium sp. Naga37s-1
Lineage: Eukaryota; Viridiplantae; Streptophyta; Zygnematophyceae; Desmidiales; Closteriaceae
Source: the annotation of a GenBank genome assembly
AUGGGGCGCGUGCAUCUACGGUGCCUGCAGCAGUGGAUCGAGCGGCGGCGAAUGGACGGCUGCGAUCACGACGCGCUCACGUGCGAAGUGUGCCGCUCGCCGUACCGCCUCCGCAUUCACGAGAGUGAGUCGCUCUACAGUACCUCGUGGGGAAGGAAGGGGGGGAAAGAAGCGGGAAGCGGGGAAGGAAACGGGGGGAGGAAGGGGGGGGAGGAAAGGGGAAGUGGGGAAGGGCUAGAUCUCACCUGGGAGCGGCUGUGCUCCUAUGCAUCCAUCUCGUUCUAUGCUGAGUUCUGCACCAUCUGCGCCACCCUCGCCUCCAUGGUCUUCCUCUUCUUCCUCAUUGUCAUCGGCGACAGUGACGAGGAGGGUAGGGAGCUGAGUCUAUUUGCAGCAGUGGUGGUGGCAGCAUGUGUAAUCACCCUCGGCAUUCUCACUCUCUUCAAGGUCACCUCCAGGUCACCUCCAGGUGGCGACAAGCCAUCUCAGUGCCGCUGCUGUCGCCGCGGGGCCCUCUCUCCCCCCCCAUACCCUCCUCGCCCCGCCUCUCGUAACUUCAAGGCAAAAUCAAGGCCAUUUCGCGGGAACCUGUCUCCCUACUCAUCCCCCCCUCGUCGUCAACCCAUUUCUGAGCAGCUGCUGCCACCCCAGGGCCCUCUCCCCACCCAUCCCCUCCUCACCCCGCCUCUCAAACUAGGCAUCUUCAAAGGAAAAUCAAGGGCAUUCCUCGGGGCCCUCUCUCCCCACCCGUGCCCUCCCUCCCCCGCCUCUCUUGCAGCUGCUGCCUUCUCGGGGGGGCGCCCCCUCUCCCCACCCAUGGCCUCCUCGCCCCUCCUCUCAUCGUAA